Molecule: messenger RNA, 2849 nt
Organism: Silurus meridionalis
Lineage: Eukaryota; Metazoa; Chordata; Actinopteri; Siluriformes; Siluridae
Gene: fbxo3
Product: F-box protein 3
Exons: 11
Coding region: 751-2109 (452 amino acids)
Molecular function (GO): protein binding
Source: RefSeq, a predicted model, not a curated record
AUUCUAAUAUAUUGCUGACUGAGCUGAUCCUAAGACCACACUGUGAUCUCUGAUGGAAUCAACGACCUCUUCUGAAUGAUCUGCUAAAGGAGCUCUGUUAUUUCAUCUGUAGGUCAUUAAGGGACUGUUGUUUAUCGAGUUUCCUGAGUGUCCUCUUUUCCUCCACCAUCUCCACACGGUCCAAGACUGCGUCAGCCUUCAUGAUCAGCUUUAUUUUUAUCAGAAAAACACACAGGAGGAAGUUACAGUAUCACUGCUGAUCAUCUCCAUUAGACCUGCAGUGCAUUAUACAGUUUCUAAAACACCAGUUUCUUUAUAAGAACACCAGCAGGUUCACCAUGUGUAUACAAUCAACCAAUCAGGUCACAGAAUCGCAAUACAUACAGUUAUACAGAUAUGGUCAGUUAAUGUGAUUGAGACGUGAAGGUUGUAGCUGAGUUUGGGCAUUGGACUCUGGAUCGGAAGGUCAUAGGUUCAAAUCCCAGCACCACCAAGCUGCUACUGCGAGGCUUAACUCAACUCUCACUCCACUGUAAAUCGCUGUGGAUAAGGUUUCCUGCUAAAUGUGAUAAAUGUAAUUAAGACUGUACAGAACUCUGGGUUAAUGAAGAUGAUUACAGCUGUGAGCUCGCGCGCCUCGGGACGCCCCCGUGUUUACCAACACAAACCGGAGGCGGGGUUAGAGACGGAGAGACACGCCCACUAGCGUGCCAAUGUGAUGUGGGCGGGGCUUCGGCCGCACGUACCAAGAUGGCGGCCGCCACAGCGCUGAGCCUGGACAGUUUACCUUCUGAUCCGCUGCUCCUGAUUAUCUCGUUCCUUGACUUCAGAGAUUUGAGCAGUUGCAGUCUUGUAAAUCGGCGUCUAAACGAACUGACUGGUCAUAACCCUUUAUGGAAGAGGCUUUGCCAGAAGCACUGGCUUCUCACUGAAGCUGAUAAAGGGCAGAGAGGACAGAACUGGAGGGAGAUGUUUCUUCACUAUUACGCUGACCUCGGUCGCUAUAUAGAUCACUACAGCACACUGAAGAAAGCCUGGGAUGACCUCAAGUCCUAUUUGGGCCAAAAAUGCCCCCGAAUGAUUGCCUCUCUGAAAGAGGGUGCAAAGGAGGAAGAACUGGAUGCCAUCGAAGCUCAAAUCGGCUGCAAGCUCCCAAGCGACUACCGCUGUUCCUACAGGAUACAUAAUGGACAGAAGUUGGUGGUUCCUGGGUUGAUGGGCAGCAUGGCCUUGUCUAAUCACUAUCGCUCAGAGGACCUGCUGGACAUUGAGACAGCAGCAGGAGGAUUUCAGCAGAGGAAGGGCAUGAGGCAGUGUCUCCCCCUCACCUUCUGCUUUCACACCGGACUCAGCCAGUACAUGGCCCUAGAGAGCAUAGAGGGACGCACACUCAGCGAGAUCUUCUACCAUUGUCCGGAUCAAUUAGCACAAGAUCCAUCUGCUAUCGAUAUGUUCAUCACAGGGUCCAGCUUUACUGAAUGGUUUACCUCGUAUGUUCACAACGUAGUGACUGGAGAAUACCCCAUCAUCCGGGACCAGAUCUUCAGGUACGUCCACGAUAAGAAGUGUGUGGCCACGACUGAUAACAUAACCGUCUCCGUCUCCACCUCCUUCCUCCCUGAGCUCAGCUCUGUUCAUCCUCCUCACUUCUUCUUCACGUACAGAAUCAGGAUCGAGAUGGCGAAGUCGGCGCUGCCCGAGAGCGCGUGCCAGUUGGAAAGUCGCUACUGGAAAAUCACCAAUGCGAAUGGGAAUGUAGAGGAGGUCCGAGGUCCUGGGGUUGUGGGGGAGUUCCCCGUGAUGACUCCUGGUAAAGUGCACGAGUACGCUAGCUGCACUACAUUCUCCACCACCUCGGAGUACAUGGAGGGACACUACACCUUUCACAGGCUCAAAAACAAAGGGGAGGUCUUUGACGUCUCCAUCCCGAGAUUCCACAUGGUGUGUCCACCCUUCCGUGAGUCCAUGGUUCGCUCGAGCUCUGUGUGUGACGCUCCUGUCCCUGUGUACAACAACGAGCACGACUCCGACACUGACAACUACCAGGAGGGAGACAUGCAUGCUAUCAACAUGGCUGAUCCUGGAGGACGCUGUCCUCGUCACAUCUGACACAGCCGUGUUUAAUUCUCUCACACACACACACACACACACACACACACACACACACACACACAUACACACCAGCCCUAGAGCAAAGGAGAGCAACGCUUAGACAAUUGUUUAUAAUACAGAGCCUUUGUGUCUGUCCUCCCUUGAACUUUACUCCACACGUUUCUCUAUCUCUCUCGCUCUCUCACACACACACACACACACACAAUCUUUUUUUUUUUUAUGCCUUCAGUACUACGUAUCAACCGAGGACACACACUGAACCAAAAACCCAGAGCGUCUCUCAGAAUAACACUGUGUUCUAAUGUUAAUAAUCCUUCAUAAAAAUGUACAAUACACCAAUUUAUACUGCGAUGUAUGUAGUAUAAGAGCACAGGAAUGAACACACACAUGCACACACACAAACACACACACACACACACACACAGAACUGGAAUAGAUGUUUUGAAUGUAGACUGUUUUUGCAUUUAGCCUUGAGGACUUACAAAGAACAGAGUCUCAGUGUUUUUUUCUUGAGUCACACACACACACACACACACACACACACACACACUCUCACUCUCUCUCAAUUGGAGAAUAAAGACACAGAGAAGACCACAUUAGUCAUGACUUUAAAUAAAAAUGUGUUUUCUGAUUAUAAUUAAUGUUAUACCUUUUACAUUGAUCUACUUUAUGUUAAGUGCAAUUCUACGUGUGGGUUUUUUAUGUUUGUGUAAAUAAACAGAAAACUAUAAACAUUA